AUGCAGGAGCCCAUCCGAGUGGCCAUGCAGAGGAAGCCAACCACCAGCACCCUCUGCGAUGGGAGCAAUCUUCCCGUUCCCAGGAGAGGGCUUAGUUUGCUGGGCGAUGCCUGGUCACCUGCCGAGGGAGUGCAGCUGGACGCAGUCUCCACUUGCUCUGAGCCCUGCUCUUCCCACCACGGGAGGCUCACUACCGGCCCUGUUCUCUCUCUCUAUCACUCUGAAUGUCCCAAGAUCUGGCUACCUAGGGCCCUGAGGCAGACCUACAAGAAGGUUGGUGACACUCUGAACCUAUUAAUUCCAUUCCAGGGCAAACCCAGACCUCCAGCCUCCUGGACAUGUGACGGCUGCACCUUGGAUGCUAAAGUGAACAUGUGGAAUGGAGAGCGGGACUCCAUCCUCUUCCUCUGAGAAGCCUAAUAUGCUGACCGAAGUCACUUCCAGCUCGGGGUGCAGCUGAGCAGGCUGGAGGCCACUGCCACCAUUGGCAUCCUGGUGAUCGAUACGGUGGGGACAGGGAGAUGGGGUGGUCCACAGGGGCCCCCUCUCCAGGCUGAAGACGAGCCAUCACUGAGAGUUGGGGGAGCUGGGGUGACUGCCCGUAACACAAUGCAGAGGCAGUGGUGGGUGGAGGGAGAGGAGCUGAGCAGAAAGGGGAAGGAGAAUCCUGAUGUGAUUCCCAGGCAUGGGGGUGUACCAUGCCCAUCGCCGUGCAUGGCCCUUUUGGAGAGGCCAGGCCCUCUUCGGAGUAUCAAGCUGGUGGAUGUUCAGGGCUCCAGUGCUGCUCGGUGGACAUCUCCGCAAGACAUGGGCAGUGUGGUGCUCCUAGACUACACAGUGUGGAAGGCCCACACAAAUCUGGGCAGCUUCUUGGGCCUGGAGCUGUGGUUUCAGAUUAUCACCCCACCUGCUUCACAGUCUCCGACCUCCUCAUCGACAGCUCCUUCGCAUUUCAAGUCUGGAUGUGGAAGGGGACCUCUGCCCCCAUGUGAGGGAUGGGGGGCUUUCCAGAAGCUUUCUUCAAGACCCUUACUUCCCCUGCUCCUCUUGCUCGGUUUCCCCAGGCCUCUUAGGCAAAGAGUCCCAGCGACUGAGCACAGAAAGAACAAUUGGUUCUCCCCAUGCUUUGUGGCCCCCUCAUCUUUAUCUUCCAGCCAAAUCAUCUGGCUGAAGAACCAGAUGGACAUCCAAGGCAACCCACACAGAGCCCUGUCUCACCUGGGAAUCUGCUCCCUAGAGAUCCACAAGCCUGGUCCCUUUGACGGGGAGGCAUCGGUGGGCUGCCAGAGGAUAUGA
Manis pentadactyla (Chinese pangolin) is the source of this 1296-nucleotide messenger RNA. It is a transcript of the gene MYBPHL, whose product is annotated as myosin binding protein H like. NCBI's taxonomy places the organism in Eukaryota, Metazoa, Chordata, Mammalia, Pholidota, Manidae. The record is from RefSeq and is a predicted model, not a curated record. Gene Ontology annotation, molecular function: protein binding.